This is a messenger RNA of Myotis davidii, 2065 nucleotides long. It is a transcript of the gene CCDC57, whose product is annotated as coiled-coil domain containing 57. Bases 14 to 1933 code for a protein of 639 amino acids. The record is from RefSeq and is a predicted model, not a curated record. Lineage: Eukaryota; Metazoa; Chordata; Mammalia; Chiroptera; Vespertilionidae. The transcript is spliced from 14 exons.
CACAGCUGCCGCCAUGCUGCCGCUGCCCUCGGAGCAGGCCCUGAGCGAGCUGCUGGCGCGCAAGGAGGACGAGUGGCGCGCGCUGCAGGCCCACCGCACCCAGCUGCAGGAGGCCGCCCUUCGGGACGCGCAGCGCCGGCUGGAGGAGGCCGAGGGGAGGCUGGGGCGCCUGCAGGAGGACUUCCUCUACAACCUGCAGCUGCUGGAGGAGCGGGACCGGGAGCUGGAGCGCUACGACGCCGCCUUCGCCCAGGCGCAGAGGCUGCAGGAGGCCGGGCAGGCCGAGGCCAGCACAGAGCUGGCCACCCCACCCCACCCCACGGAGUCCAGCCUCUCCCGGAGCAGGCAGUGCCUCGCUCACUGCUCGCCCGUAGUGCAGACGCUGACCUCAGGCCAUUCCCGACCCUGCGACAAGAAUGCUGAGAUCGACCGCCAGCGGGAACAGUAUGAGAAGCUGAAGUGGCAGCUGGAGAGAAAGCUCCAGGGGCUGGACGGCGAGCUGGCUCUGCAGAGGCAGGAGCUGUUGCUGGAGUUCGAAUCUGAAGUGCAGAAGAGGGAGCACGGGUUCCGGCUGCACGCCGACAGCAUGAGCAGCACAGUCCUGACCCACGAGCUCAAGGUUAAGCUUCUGAACAAGGAGCUGGCGGCGCUGAGAGAGGCCGGGGCCCAGGCUGCCGAGUCCCUGCAGGGGGCGCAGGCGGCCAGGGCGGAGCUGGAGGAGCGUCUCUUCCUGGUCCGGGGGCCCUGGCCGACUGCGGCGGCUUUCCACUCACACGUGGUUCUUCUCAGGAUAAAAGACCUGGAGGACGAGCUCCAGUCGGUGCAGCUCACCCGGAACACGGAGCAGGAGACCUUCCAGAGGAAGCACGAGGAGCUCGACCGGGUGGCCAGGGGAGGGGACGCGGCGGAGGCCCUGAAGGAGAAGGACGCCGCCAUGGACAGGCUCCGGGAAGAGGCGUCCGCGCUGAGAGCCAGCUGGGACGCGCAGCUUGCUCAGCUGUCGAAGGAGACAAUCUCCAAGGACCUGCAGGUCCAGUCGCUGCAGGAGGACGCGGUGCAGCUCCGGGCUCAGCUGGCCCGGUGCCAGCAGGACGUGGGCAGGUACCAGCGGGAGCUGUCUCUGGCGGUGGAGAGGGAGCAGAGCCUGGAGCGGGACAAGGUGCAGCUGGGCCUGGACUGGCAGCGGCGCUGCGAGGGCCUCGAGCGGGACCACUACCAGCAGCACGAGGGGCUGGUGCAGGGGCUGGCCUCGGCCAGGGCACAGGUCGCUGCCAAGCUCCAGGAGGCGGAGCAGAGGCUGCGAGACCAGGAGGUGGUGCUGAGGGCCCUGACCCUGGAGAGAGACCAGGCCCUGCAGGCCCUGAGGGACUACGGGCUCAGCCCGCAGCAGGAGGUGCCGGGGCUCCCUCGGCAUCACGGGGGAGAGGCGAGCGCACGUUUCCCGUCCGGCGAGAUCCAGCGGCUGCAGGAGCAGAACGCCAGCCUGCGGAGCGUGGUUGCGCAGAUGAGGGCCGAGAUGGAGGCUCUGAGCGAGCAGGCGCUCCCCCCUGCCCAGCCAGCAGGAGGCACAGCAGCCGCCGGCACCCCUGCAGAGGCUGCCCCCGAUUAUGUUCUGGCUCUGGAAGCAGAAAUACGAAAUCUGAAGGGUAAGUUUAAAACCCUGGAAGAGCAGCUGGGAGGCGCACUGGAGCCUUCGAAGACACCCUCGUCUCUCGCUGACGUCCAGCCCGGCGUCUGUACCGCCGACGCCCCCGGAGGGGCUGUGCCCGCUGGUGGCGCAUCCCUGGGGCUGGCGCUCAGGCGGCUGGGAGACAGGACACGUCUGCUGAGCUUCCUGGUGGCUCGGCUCCGAGAGAAGGUACCGCCUGACCUGUGCCUGCGGGUCUCUGCUGGGUGCCCCUGGGCGGGCAGCUGGGGGCGGGAAUCUGAUUGAAAAUACAUUUCACUUCCUGUUCAUGGGACCACAGCUCUGCAAGCACACGUGGGCGAGGGGGUCACAUCUGCGAUGCUUCCCAAGCCUGCCGCGUGGAGUCUCAGGCGCACACGCAGACAUAUGCGCGCACAC